CCGCAAGACGGGCAACCACGGACCUGCCGUCCUCAGCUGAGCUCAGGCCUCGUCUAUUUACAACGACGGUUUCCGGGCAGCGUAUCUAUUCCCCUCGGCGAGGCCCCAUCUUGGACUGAUCUGAUAGCUACCUAGUCGAAUGUCACACACAUAUGAUUUGAUCUUCAGCAAUCAUGCCAAUCCCAACGCGUUCCCUUUCGCUUCGUGAGCCCCGCAAACAGAAUUCUCCUACAGUGCGCACGACGACGACAACAACAACAACAACAACAACAACGGGUAAGCCGGCAUCCACGACCUCGACAUCAGCAACCAGCACAUCUUCCAGUGCUGCGACCAGCACCGAGAACCUCGUGACUCGGAGCAAGAGUCUUUUGCCUGUUCGCGAUGAGGGACGUGCGACAAGACCUUCUCGUUUACAACAACCGUCUGAACCCCGCGUAGCGCAGAGGACUAGCAAGGCCUCGGAUAAGGCUCCGCAAUCGCAGCCCGCCCAGGAGAAUACCGGUAUAACCCGUCGCCAAAGCCUGAUCAGACCGAGCCCGCUGAAGCCCUCCGCACCUCUGAAGCCUACAUCUGCCUCGUCAAGAAGGCCUACUGUUGCUCCGAGUCCAUCAUCGCCGGUUAAACAGGAGAUACCCUCGAGGCAGAAUGGACGGCCUUUAUCGCCGAAGAAAACCGAGACACUCUCGAGACAGAAUGGUCGGCCUUUGUCCCCGAAGAAAACUGAUAUGCCUCCGCCCCCGCGACUUGCCCGGUCGGCUUCUCUCAGACAGCCUGCUGCCCCGAGCUCGAGCACACCGACAGUGACUAGAGGUCAUGCGCGGCAUCGCAGCCAGGGAAUCGUGAUACCUUCGGGGGGUCAAUCUCCGAGGAAAGUUGACCCUCCUUCGCCUUUCCCUACCUCCGCCACUGUACGGUCACGGGCUCAGCUCUCGACUUAUCAACAACCGCUCUCCCCAAAGAAGGUGGCUAAGCCAGCGACUGCAACACAAGCGGCAGCUCCGCCCGCCGUGGAUGCGGAUUCUUCGUUACUUCCCUCGUCUUGGCCGGAGAUUGCGGCGCUACAAACAGAGCUAUUACAAUUGAGUUUGGUUCACUUGUCUUCGUGCAAACAGCACAACGAAUGGGAGACUACCGCGGAAGCACGACUACGGAGGGAUUAUAAUUUGGUGGCAGGCGAUUAUCAAGCGGCCUUGGCCGAUGAGAAGCAGUACCAGAGACAGCUCAACGGGCAUGCGUUGCAACACUGGCUUGAGAACACGCGUGAGCGCAAUGGACAACGAGGCUUUGCAGAGCAGAUCCGUAUACUUUCUCAGGUGGCAGAGGAGGUCUACAAUUUAUCCGACAACUUGGACGGCCGGCACACAGUGGCUGUCCAGGAAUUCGAAGUCUGGUUCCAAAGAGUCGAGGAGAUCCGGACAUUCCGUUUUCAUCAUGGUCGCAACUUGGACCGGGUGGUUUUUAUCGAUCCUCUGAACCAUGGGUGGCGGGACGAGACAUCUGCUUUGGUCAUGAAGCUUGAACUGUGCCUGAGACAGCUGCAGAGCUUGGACAUUCUUGGAUAUGGAGAUCCGGGGCCUUUAGGCGACUCCGCGCUGUUCCGCACAGCAAAGGGUCUGGAGGAAAUGGCCAGCAUGAUGGUUGAGGAGCUGAACACGAUCCGUAAGAUUGAAAGCGACGUCGUAAAGUCAGAGCGCGAGUGGGUUAGUCAGCUGGCCCGGCAAUUGACUGCAAAUCAGGCACAUGAUCAGAAGCGCCCAACAGUUGGAAUGUGGAGACGGCCGUCGUUGAACUCAUGAACUUUGUGCUGUCUGCUGAAGAAUUGCGAAGAAUUGCAGUGAAGGUUGAACUGCAAAGUUACUUGUCGCGGUCAACCUGAUCCGUUACU
Aspergillus welwitschiae is the source of this 1888-nucleotide messenger RNA. RefSeq lists its product as uncharacterized. The record is from RefSeq and is a predicted model, not a curated record. The transcript is spliced from 2 exons. Lineage: Eukaryota; Fungi; Ascomycota; Eurotiomycetes; Eurotiales; Aspergillaceae. Bases 174 to 1799 code for a protein of 541 amino acids.